CACGCAAGACAAAACCAACCCAAAUGGUUUGAUGAUAACUUCUAAAAAGGAAUGAAUUGAAUACAACUUUGAGUUAUAUUGAAACUUACAUUUGUUUUGGAACUCUCUCCAUUUUGUGUUUUGUGUUUGUCUCUCUCUUGUUUGGCUUGUCCCCUUGCAAUACCUAACCAACUUCUCCUACACUCCCUAUUUCAUGGAUUUUUGUAUUCUUUGUAUAUAUAUACACCCCCUUAAGUCUACACAAUAUGUAGUCUCAUUUCCUAAACAAAUUAAAACAACUAGCUAGUUAAAAUGAAUAACAAGUUUGCUCUCAAAAUAACUAUCCUUUUGUGCCUUUUCUACUCUCUUUUGCUCAAACCUUGUACUUCUUUCCAACUAGAUGGUGUUCAUCCUUCUAUCACUUCACUUCCUAGGAAGCUCAACGCCAUUGACAAGGUACAUACAAAGGUUACUAAGACUAGUAAACAUGUCGAGUCACAUAUGAAGGCAAAGAAAGAAAUUCUAGAUGAGUUGCAAAAGAAAGAUGUAAAUAUGAUGCAAAUAACAGGAGAUAAAUGGAGAGAAUGGGAAGAAGUUCAUGACCCAACGGAGUUAUUCACCAUGGAUUAUCGGAGAGUUCGAAGAAGACGACCCAUUCACAAUAAAUCCCUUCAUCCAUAAAACAUGGCUAAUUUUUCGUUUGCUUAAUUUAGGGGAAUUAACAAAAAAAAAAAAAAAAAACUUAGACCAAUAUUUUUUUUAAUUAAUAUUAGGUCACAAUUUUGGUAGAAGAAAAACUAUUGUAAUUAGCAAAAUAGGGGAGCUUGUCUUCGUAAAGCUUAGGUUAGAGCCGGCAUUUUGGAAGAUUAACUAUAUAUAUAUGUUUACUAUGUAAUUCUAUGUCGUUUAAC
Molecule: messenger RNA, 890 nt
Organism: Chenopodium quinoa (quinoa)
Lineage: Eukaryota; Viridiplantae; Streptophyta; Magnoliopsida; Caryophyllales; Amaranthaceae
Exons: 3
Coding region: 292-660 (122 amino acids)
Source: RefSeq, a predicted model, not a curated record